Messenger RNA from Halichondria panicea, 1406 nucleotides. Its product is annotated as probable serine/threonine-protein kinase kinX. Gene Ontology annotation, molecular function: ATP binding; protein serine/threonine kinase activity. Bases 16 to 966 code for a protein of 316 amino acids. Lineage: Eukaryota; Metazoa; Porifera; Demospongiae; Suberitida; Halichondriidae. The record is from RefSeq and is a predicted model, not a curated record. Gene Ontology annotation, biological process: protein phosphorylation. The transcript has 4 exons.
CUGCUUCACAAUACUAUGGAGAUGCAGGCAAGUAUUCCAAUCGGCAAAAACGAAGAAGCUAGCAAUGCAAUUGAUCGUGAGAGUGAUUUUCUCAAGUCGUUCCAGCACCCAAACGUUGUUCAGUUUUUGUCGACUGCCAAGCACCCCAAAUCAGGGAGUACAAUCCUCGUUGUUGAGCUGAUGGAUUGCAAUCUGAAAUCCUAUUUCUCCGGCCUUGAUGAAGAGUCCCUCACUAGCAAAUAUGAAAUUAGCCUCUCCAAAGACAUGGCUUGUGGUCUGGCCUACAUUCACAGCAAGCAGAUUAUCCAUCGUGACCUCUGUGGUGAUAACGUCUUGCUGAAGCUUACACGACCAGUGCCUGUCGCAAAGAUAUCCGACUUUGGCAUGUCACGGCUAUACGAUCCCUCCAAGCUUAGCCACACCCUCACAGCCAUUGGUCACCGUAUGGGGUAUCUACCUCUCGAGGCUAUUCGAUUGGACAAGGAUAAUUACGAUAAUAGCUUGGAUGUGUUCUCUCUUGGGGCGAUUAUGAUGCAGAUUGUUUGCAAGCUGAAGACGAUCAAAUCUGUGGAAGAUCGAUCAUUCCAUGUUGCCCAGAUACCUCACACACACAGGUUGAGGAAGCUUAUCGACAGUUGUUUGCAAGAAGACAUGAGGAGGAGACCAUCUGCCAGGGACAUCUAUACUUACCUGACAACAAGCUCGGACCCAGUGGAGGCAACAAAGAAGGAGUCAAAGGACCCUCAUCCAGUCAAGAAGGCACACAGUGAACAAAUUGAGCACAAAGAUGCUGAGCUGGUCAGGAGAGACGCCAUCAUUCAACAGCAGAGACAGGGUCCCCCUCCCAGAGAGUUGAGACCUCCACUCACUCUAAAAUGGAGAAUAGGAAAAGACAUGCCAAUCAAGAUGGGUACCACGGUACAGAGUGUUGUUAUCGGUGAGACCGGUGUAUGUUGGUGGAGGUAGUGCAGACAAUGAUCGUGACAUGUGUACAGUGAUGAAGCUCGAGCAAGAUCAAUGGACCAAACUACCAGAGUACACUGCCAGGUUCUUUGCUAUGACAUCACUCGCUAAUCGACUAGUGCUGGUGGGAGGACGUGAUCCAAGAAACAAAAAACGCAUCAAUCAACUUGCAGUGUUUGAGUCAGAGGAAUGGCCUCACCCGUACCCACCAAUGAACAUUGCUCGCCAUUCCUCAACAGCUGUCUCCUUCAACAACUACAUCAUUGUAGCUGGUGGGCGUGAUGAUAAAGAACGUACCCUCUCCUCUGUGGAGUUGUUGGACGUGGCAUCAAGAAGAUGGCACAUUGCUCAGUCACUACCUAACCCACGAUUAGAUCUGAAAUCAACUCUCAUACGAAACAUCCUCUACCUAAUGGGAGGGGUGGAUCACACUAAGAGGGCAA